Messenger RNA from Helicoverpa armigera (cotton bollworm), 1757 nucleotides. It is a transcript of the gene RnrS, whose product is annotated as ribonucleoside-diphosphate reductase subunit M2. The record is from RefSeq and is a predicted model, not a curated record. Gene Ontology annotation, biological process: deoxyribonucleotide biosynthetic process. NCBI's taxonomy places the organism in Eukaryota, Metazoa, Arthropoda, Insecta, Lepidoptera, Noctuidae. Gene Ontology annotation, cellular component: cytosol. Bases 129 to 1262 code for a protein of 377 amino acids. Gene Ontology annotation, molecular function: ribonucleoside-diphosphate reductase activity, thioredoxin disulfide as acceptor. The transcript is spliced from 6 exons.
AAAAAAGCGGGCAAUCUCUAUUCGUGUUGCAUUCGACAUUUGCAGCCGCGAACUUGCUCGACUUAACUUGAUCGCUUGAAAAAUUUGUGUUUUUGGUGAAGUUGGAAUUAUAAAUAUAAUACAUAAAAAUGCCUCCAGUUUUUAAUAAAGAAAACCUGCACAAUGAAUUUGGAAAGAGCGUGCAUUUGAAGUCUCCGGUAAAAAACAAUGUUUUGGCCGAACGCAGUGAAAAUUUGAGUGGAGAAAGCAUGGAUGUAGAAGGGAAGAAUAUGGAGGUGGUCGAGUUUGACCCACAAAAGGAGCCCCUUCUGCGAGACAACCCUCGCCGCUUUGUAAUAUUCCCAAUACAGUAUCCUGAUAUCUGGGAAAUGUACAAGAAGGCAGAGGCUUCGUUCUGGACCGUUGAGGAAGUCGAUCUAUCCAAGGACAUGUCAGACUGGGAGAAUCUCAAGGACAGUGAGAGACACUUCAUCAAACAUGUGCUGGCUUUCUUUGCUGCGUCUGAUGGCAUUGUUAAUGAGAACUUAGUGGAACGCUUCUCUCAAGAGGUGCAAGUGACUGAAGCCAGAUGCUUCUAUGGAUUCCAGAUUGCUAUGGAGAAUGUUCACUCUGAGAUGUACUCUUUGCUCAUUGACACAUACAUUAGAGACCCUAAGGAGAGAGACUUCCUGUUCAAUGCUAUUGAAACCCUGCCCUGUGUGAAGAAGAAGGCUGACUGGGCCCUCCAGUGGAUUGCCAGCAAGUCAGCCACAUUUGCUGAGCGUAUCAUUGCCUUUGCUGCAGUUGAGGGCAUAUUCUUCUCUGGCAGUUUUGCAUCAAUCUUUUGGAUGAAGAAGCGCGGAUUGAUGCCUGGAUUGACAUUCAGCAAUGAGCUGAUUUCUAGAGAUGAGGGCCUACACACAGACUUCGCGUGCCUGAUGUACAAGCACGUGGUACAGAAGCCGAGCAAGGAUCGCGUGCUGCACAUCAUCAAGGAUGCCGUGGUCAUCGAGCAGGAAUUCCUGACAGACGCCCUGCCUGUCAGGCUGCUUGGCAUGAACUGCGAGCUCAUGUCUGACUACAUUGAGUUCGUCGCCGAUAGACUGCUUGUUGAACUUAUUGGCGAAAAGCACUACAACACCAAGAAUCCAUUUGACUUCAUGAAUCUUAUAUCUUUGGAGGGUAAGACCAACUUCUUUGAGAAGAAAGUUAGCGAGUACCAGAAGUGGGGAGUUAUGGCCAACCAGAUGGACAAUGUAUUCACACUUGACGCUGAAUUUUAGACUGAUUAUACUGACUACAAUAUCUAAAUAACGCAAUAGUCUCAGUGACAGUAUUAUUGAUUCCAAUCAAAUGUUAUAUUAAGUGGAGAAUGUUUGCAGGAACAAAUGCCUUAUACUGGUCCCAGUAGAUCAUUAUACAAAUCCCAGUAACAUUAUUUGUAAUGAAAAUUAUUCUAAGUGUGACGAUUGUGAAUAAGGGUUUGACGAUUAAUUGUGCAUGACGAGGGUUUCCUUAUAAUUAAGUAUGCAAUCUCUCAAAUUGCUAUUUUUGUACCUUAAUGCAAAUAGAUAUAAUGACUAGAUUAAUUUCUUAAACAUUAAUAUAUUUUAUAGGAAAAUGGAAUCAUUUCAAGAUGAUUUAUUCUGUGAUAGAUAAUAAUAAUAAUGAGCGCAUUUACUUCGAAUUUAUGGUAAAAUGCUUUUGUGCUUUAUGUAUUUUAAGUGUGUUGAAUAAUGUAUUUUUUUCUAAUAAAAAAUCUUAACUUCAAUACAUAA